CACGGACAGUUGUCUAAAUGACACAUGAAUUGUACAUGCUAAUUGCAAUUUAUUUUUAAUUUGAAUUAGUAUUUUACCGUCGUAUUAUACAAUAUUAAUAUUAAUGGCCGAUCAAUUGAGUGACCAAGAUAUUGCCCGUUUCAAAGAGGCUUUUUCGUUGUUUGACCGAGCAGGACGCGGUAAGAUUCCUGCCGAAGAAUUGGGAACGGUAAUGCGAGUAUUGGGUAAGAUUCCUUCGGAAGCACAAAUAAACGAAUUUAUCAAAGAAGUGGAAGGCGAUCAAACAGGUUAUGUUGAUUUUCCCGAUUUUUUAACAAUAAUAACACGCGACAUUAAGGACCGAUACUGGGACGAAGAGGAAGUACGCGAGGCAUUUCGACUUUUUGACAAAAACGAGACUGGUGCUAUAUCAGUUGAAGAUUUCCGACACAUUCUCGUCCAUCUCGGUGAAGAUAUGACGGAUGAGGUUAUCGAUGAAAUGAUUGCUGAUGCAGGUUCUGACAAUGACGGAUUUAUUAAUUAUGAACAAUUUGUUAGCAUCAUUACGGCAAAUGAUAUGCCUACUUAUAAUUAUCUCAAACCUCAAACAUGUCCAGAACCCAAUAAUAAAUUCUGA
Messenger RNA from Agrilus planipennis (emerald ash borer), 616 nucleotides. RefSeq names its product calmodulin-like. Gene Ontology annotation, cellular component: myosin II complex. The coding region runs from base 104 to 616 and encodes 170 amino acids. The record is from RefSeq and is a predicted model, not a curated record. Gene Ontology annotation, molecular function: calcium ion binding. The transcript has a single exon. NCBI's taxonomy places the organism in Eukaryota, Metazoa, Arthropoda, Insecta, Coleoptera, Buprestidae.